Sitophilus oryzae (rice weevil) is the source of this 2229-nucleotide messenger RNA. RefSeq names its product pentatricopeptide repeat-containing protein 1, mitochondrial. Lineage: Eukaryota; Metazoa; Arthropoda; Insecta; Coleoptera; Curculionidae. Gene Ontology annotation, biological process: tRNA 3'-end processing. The record is from RefSeq and is a predicted model, not a curated record. Gene Ontology annotation, molecular function: protein binding; tRNA binding. Gene Ontology annotation, cellular component: mitochondrial matrix. Bases 55 to 2139 code for a protein of 694 amino acids. The transcript is spliced from 5 exons.
GACAACAGCAAAAAUAAACAAGUACAGCGAUAGUUUUUUGGAAAUCGUGGAAAAAUGUUUAAAAUAAAUUAUUAUAGUUUCUUAUUAAGUAAAACUUGUCCUCGUUUUCUACUAGUUAAACCAGUUAACACGUUCACUAAUUAUAAUCACCUCAAGUUAUCUAGUUCGACAAUACCGGGAUUUACUUUCAAAAAGAAGCAGCAUGAUAAAGAAACGAUUGAUAAUAAUUACAAUAAUGCUGGAUCUUGGGGCCAUAGAGUUACUCCAGUCCCAAAAGAAACUGAGGAGCAACAUUUAGUGAGAGUUAGGAACGAUCCUGAUACAUUUGGAGAGCAAUAUGAACAAGAAAUAGUCGAUGAAGGUGACAUACGUGAAGAAAAACAUCUCAGUGAAAAACCCCCUUCUCAUCAAAGACUUCGCACCAAACAGUACGCAGAUAUAAUUAAAAACUACAUAAGAAAACGUAAAAUAAAAGAAGCAAUUGAUGUAUUAGAAAUCAGAAUGAUACAGGAAGACAAAAUUAAACCUGAAGCAUACAUUUACAAUUUGGUUCUAGGUGCAUGUGGUAGAGUGGGAUACACAAAGAAAGCAUUCAUGCUUUAUAACGACAUGAAAAAACGAGGUCUUAAAGUGAUGGGAGGCACGUACACAGCAUUAUUCAAUGCUUGCGCUAACAGUCCAUGGCCCACAACCGAUGGUUUAACCAGAGCCAAGCAUUUAUACGAACUGAUGCUAGAAAAAGGAUAUCAGCCCAACGACACAAACUACAAUGCGAUGAUCAAAGCAUUCGGCCGUUGUGGAGAUAUCUCUAUGAGUUUCAAGUUAGUAGAUCAAAUGUUUAAACAAGGAAUCUCAGUUAAAUCAGAGACAAUAAAUUUUUUACUCCAGGCCUGUAUUUCGGACAAAGAAGCUGGUUUUAGACAUUCUCUUCUGGUAUGGAGGAAAUUAAUAGAGAAAAACAUCAAUCCAGACCUGUAUACUUUUAAUUUACUGUUAAGAUGCGUUAGAGACUGUGGUCUGGGUGAUCUGGAAGUUACCAAGGAUGUUAUUGAGAGAAUAGUUCAAAAUAAUGGAGGUGCCUUGUUUUUGGAAUCAUCUGAGGCUUUGCAGAUUGAUAUUACAUCAGAACAAAGUGAUAUUACAUCAAGAGCAAAUAUUACAUCGAGCAAAAAUGGUAGUAUAUCAGAAAAUGAUGGUACUUCGGGUCAAAAUGAUAUUACAUCAGGAAAAAAUGAUAAUAUACCGGGAGAAUUACAAUUUUUGAAUACCAGGCCUGAUCUGUUAGCUCCAAAACCCCAUUUAGGUAAUAUCUUGUCCCUUUCUGAGGUGAAGGCUUCAGAGGAUCGCCUGUUGUUACUGGGCGGUUGUAAAGGGUUCCUUCAAACUAUGACAUCGUUUAAAUGCACUCCAGAUAUAAAAACGUUUACUCAGCUGCUUGAUUCAAUCCCCAGCACCAACGCAGCUGAGAAAGAACUAGUGCAAUGUAUGAGAAAACUAUCGGUCAAGCCUGACAUUGAUUUUUACAAUAUGCUCAUUAAAAAGAAGAGUAUGAGGUGUGAUUAUGAGGGCGCGAAAGAGGUUCUUUUAUCGAUGAAAAAUCAGAAAUAUCGUCCUGAUCUUGUCACUUACGGUGUGUUGGCUCUGGGAUGCAAAAAUAAAGAUGAAGCCUUGGAUUUGAUCAGGGAAAUGAAUUCUUAUAGCUAUACCUUAAAUUCUGUAAUAUUAGGAGCAAUGUUGCACCAAGCUUGUUACCACGAGACCUACGAUUAUAUUUUUGAAAUUAUGGAAAUCUGUCUCAGACAAAGCAUCCCCGUUAGUAAAAAAUUCCUGGAGCGUUUGGACGAAUUUAGGAAGAGAUGCAAAACAAAACUGGACUCGGAAAAAAUGAAACCUCGCGAAAUGGAACUGUUCAAAAUUUUUAAAAUGAGACACAAGACUUGGUUGACUGAGGUUCAGAUCGACGAGAGUGAAGAUGCCCAUCCCUGGCAGCAGUUUAGACAGGGUCUUCCUGAAGAUGCUCACGAGACAACUGGAGUCAAAGAUACAGCAAGGUUCAAGCCAAGACAUGCUUCGCGUUUUAAGGUGAAGACCUCGACAAAAGAAGAUUUUAAAAAAGCCAAAAAAGCCAUAAGAAAAUAAAAAAUAGUUUAUUUUUAGAGAAAUAAAAAAAGUUUUUUACUACUAUAAUAUUAUAUCUGUGAUAUUUGUAAAUAAAGCAUUUUUAAAAAU